UCAAAAUGUUCUUCACUCUUGGACUUGGAUCGUGUGUAGCAAAAUGGCCGCUCGACCGAAGUGAAUGUGACGUUUCGUGAGGUGAUCGCAUCGUUGUUUUGUGUGAUUUCUAUGGAUAUUCGUUCAUGUGACACAGUGUUAUCGUGCCACCUGUGUUUGUCCGCAGGCCUGUUAGAAAAAUUCUAAUAUUCGAUAAGAGGGGAACAUAUCUGGAGGAUGGACAAUCAAUCUGAAGCAUAGGUUCGCACUAGGCCAUUGCGGGAGUUGCGAUGCCAACGUAUCACAAUGCGGGUGGCGGGUACCCGAAUGUGUCAGCGCCAGCGCGGCAAGCGAAGCUCGAUGGCAAUCAAAAUCACCACACGAUCCCCUCAAACGUAACGUCCCAUCCCCUUAUACAAAAUAGCACGCAACACAACGUUCCUUCCAACUUGUCUGCAAGUAACAUUCCGUCCCAUCCAGUAUCACCGACGAUGACUACGCACCCGCCGAACGUCACCGCACCUAAUAUAACCAGUCACAUGAACACCGGCUCGCUGCCGGUAAUCCUCACCUCGAACGUCACGAAUCUUAGCAAUCCAGCCGCGCUAUCGGUGAAUCCGAGGCACGAGGUCAAACUCAACGCUAUGCCAUGGUUUCACGGGAAGAUAUCGAGGGAAACUGCUGAGCGGUUGUUGCGGCCGCGCGAGGACGGCCUGUUCCUAGUCCGGGAGUCGACCAAUUUCCCGGGCGACUAUACGCUGUGCGUUUGCUAUCAGGGCCGUGUGCAACACUACAGAGUGAAAUACAAAAACAACCAAUUAACCAUCGACGAUGAGGAGUUCUUCGAGAACCUGGCGUUGCUGGUCGAGCACUAUGAACAAGACGCGGACGGUUUGUGCACGCAGUUGACCAAGUCAUUGCCUAAGCAGGGCAAACAGGACUUUUGUGUGGACCCGAAGGCGUUCGUCGAGGCUGGCUGGGUCAUCCAGACCGACGAGCUAGAAUUAAGGGAGUGCAUCGGCAAGGGAGAGUUCGGUGAUGUUCUAUUGGGCGUUUAUCGAGGCGAACGGGUCGCUGUGAAAAUGCUGAAGGACAACAGCGAGGCGGCGCAAAGGUUUCUGGCCGAGGCGAGUCUGAUGACUUCAUUGAUCCAUGAUAAUUUGGUCAAACUGCUCGGCCUCGUUUUCAAUAAUCAACACAUGUACCUGGUUACGGAGUAUAUGAGCAAAGGAUCCCUGGUGGAUUACCUAAGAUCGAGGGGGAGACUACACGUGUCCAAGAGAGACCAGAUCAACUUCGCGUAUCUGUUCAAUUUCAGCGACACGUGCGCGGGUAUGGCGUAUUUGGAGUCGAGACACGUAGUGCACCGAGAUCUAGCCGCGAGGAACGUACUCGUCGCGGAGGAUAACUCGGCGAAGGUGUCGGAUUUCGGUCUGGCGCGGGAUGAAAAUUUCUCUCUCGAAGGCGGGAAGCUGCCCAUCAAAUGGACUGCACCAGAGGCUUUAAAGCAGAAUAAGUUUUCAAAUAAGUCUGACAUGUGGAGUUUCGGCAUACUCUUAUGGGAAAUCUACUCCUUUGGACGUAUACCGUACCCACGAAUUCCGUUAGCGGAUGUCGUAAAAUGCGUAGAGAAAGGCUACAAAAUGGAGCCGCCAGACAGUUGUCCACACGAGGUUUACGAUAUCAUGAGACAAGCGUGGGACUUGCAACCGGAGAAGCGACCUACUUUCUACGACAUAAAGCUGAUGUUAGGUCAACUGAAAGCCGAGUACACCAAAGGCAUGAAUUAAAGGGAGAAGGAAGGGAGAUAUACUUAUUAUUGAUAGAGUCUUCUGUAGAGAAGAGGAAACAAAGCGGAACUAGUGUUUUCGAGACUUUUUUUUAAAUCGAAGGCAAUUUACCGGAGAGAGAGGAGUAAUUCUAUUUGUACAUUUUUAUUGUACAAAAAUAGUUGCUUGUAUUUAUUGUUACUUUCUUAUCAUCAUUUUUUUAAUUUCCUUUUUUCUAUGAAAAUUGUUUGCACAUAAAUGAAUAUACGUCAAUCGUGCCUUUGGCCAAGUUGAAGGACAGGUUCAACUUGUACAUCCGAAAUUCAGGUAGUACUUGAAAGGGUAAUUGAAAUUUCGAAGGUUUUUUACUUAAUUCUUUGUACGGUCACGUUUUAGUGAAGAGUAAAAAUGGAAAUCGUGUUUUCCGUGUAGACUCGUCGUUGCAGUGACUCGCGUAAUACUUCCAAGUGUAAGAAGCGCCUUACAUUGAACUGAAUUUAAAGAGGACGAGAAAAACAAAUACCUAUUACCGCGUAACGAUUUUGGAUUGAAACUUACAUAACGAUACUCAAAUUUUUCCACUUAUGUGUAACGGUAGAAACUGAGAUGAAUUAGAUUUUUACCGCGAACGGUUUGCCAGAGUGAUCUUUGUAUGGUAUUAGAGUGGCAGCAAUCAUAGAUUACAAGUACUUGUUAGUCGUGUAAGAUUUCAUUUUUUAAUCAAAGAUUCGUUAUAUAGGAAGUAUUAAUUUUGUAAUUAAAUUAUUUCAACAAUUAAAAGAUACGAUUAUUUAAGUUGUCCCGCGAGAUAUAUAACUAUAUAUAUUAGCGAUGUAAAUGUAUUUGUAAAUACUUUUGUACAUAUCCGAUUGUCAGAUAGGAAGAAUAAGAUAAAAUGAAAUAUUCCAAGUACGAAUUGAUAUUGGUUCAAGAGAUCUAACGAGGAUUGUCCAUACUUUUUUGUUUUUAGUUAUUAAGAUUAUUUUUAUCCGAAUUUCAGACGCAGUUGCAUAGAUAAACGAUCGGAUAAUUAUACGUUCGGAGUAAUUAUUAAAUCGUAGACGUUCCGUAUUCUACCUUCCUUCUGUAACAUAGGAGUCAUCAAUUAUUUAAUAAUUUCCCAAUGGUUAUAACGGACUAAUGAUAUUUAUUCGUAGUGCUUAGGAAGUUUCAAGCGAAAUGGAAUGAAAAGAAACUAUUUAACAAAUACUCGAGAGGUAAAUUCGCAAAACAAUGUUUCUCGUUACAACCAAAUAGAAUUUUAAUACCAGCCCAUUUUGCAAUGUUUCACAUAGUUUUUAUUACAGUUAUAUACACUGCCGCUCAAAAAUUUCGAAUAUCCUUCAAUUUUUCCGAUUCUCAUGUUUAACACACCUUUUUAUUAUAUAUGAAAUUUCAAAUUAAGCCAAUGAAUAAUCAUGAUUGUCAAAAAUAUCACGAUUUAUAAAGAGAAUUUGUAUAAAAUCGACAGAAGUAAGUAAUUUUCAUGAAAUCUGAUAGAAUGUAUAGAUCUUGAGAACUAAGGGAUUUUUACUAAAAUGAAAUUCUGAUGUUCUACAAAGUCAUUUAUUUACGAGUAUUUACGUAUAUUACCUGUACGUACAUAUUAUCCUAUAUAUCGAAUAUUCAUUUUCAAUUUUGAGAAAGGUUUGAAAUUCUUGAAAUAUUUGAGCGGCGGUAGUACUUGUUAUCAGAGAAUCAAAGCCAAUGUACUCAGUUCCUCGCAUUCUUUGAUUAACUGCAAUAGUAUCUGCAAGAAUAAUCGUCACGACUGAGCCGAGUUUCGUACGUAAUUUUGAACGACUGGAUCAGAUCUGUUUCGCGGACGCGUCUAGUUUGAAAGUAGUAGGUAGCCGCAUAAGUAUCUAACGUAUUUAUGAGUGUACCAGUCCGUUUAUAACUUGAUAGUAUGUAAUAUAAACUGUAUAUGGCUCUAAUCCAGUACCUAACGUUUUCUCCCGACUCGUCUUCGAUCUGUGUUUCUCUUACGCGAAGACAUCAACCAUAUCGAAUGUCAGUUGCUCCUUGCUUCAUUUAUUUCUUGCGUAGAAACUUUUGUUAAUAUCUUUUUGAGCAGCGUACAGUGUGGUGUGACAAACGUUACUCGAUGAUUUUUCUUGUGUAAUUAAUCCGUGUACGAUUUCCGACUUUGUUGUAGAGAACAAAGGCGUCAGUCUUCUAUGAAUGUGACCAGUGUGUUGGGUUCGUUUAUUUUUUACUCAAUUCAAUUUGUUAGAUUGUAAGAAAUUUAAUAUAUUAUAUAUAUUUACAUAUUGAAUAAUAAAUUACAAGGUAUUCAUGAAGAUGGAUCGCUGACUGUCCAAAAUCUAUCGACUGUUCAAUACAACUUUCUCUAAAUCUAAUCUAAUCAUUUCUUCAAUUCAUGAAGUGUUUCAACAGUUUUUGUAUGAAAUGAAAUAAAUUUUACGCUUAAUUUUCCCAUAUUUGUUAUAAAAAUAAUUAUCUCUUCCAUAAAUUGAGUUUUUAUUUUAAUUACUCGAUGGAUUUUGGAUAGAUUAAUUCGCGACGUCCGGGUGUAUUUGAAUAAUUGACUGGCUUUGGCGUGGGUGGAUGUGACAAUAGGACAUUAAGAAUUUUCAUUCUGGCCUCCAAGAGAAACAAAAUCCGAGUUGUACUAUUUCAAGGAUGUUCAAACGUUCGAUCUAUACGUUGUUACUAUAUAUUACGGAUUCUAAAAAUUCUCAGUAGGUAGAUAACUAUAGCAUUAAAAAGUCUGUUCGAUCUGUCGACUGAAAAUAAACAACCGUUAAAAGAUUAAAUAAAGCGGAAGAAGGUAUACUGCA
Messenger RNA from Ceratina calcarata, 4552 nucleotides. Its product is annotated as C-terminal Src kinase. Gene Ontology annotation, biological process: protein phosphorylation. The record is from RefSeq and is a predicted model, not a curated record. Gene Ontology annotation, molecular function: ATP binding; protein tyrosine kinase activity. The coding region runs from base 270 to 1769 and encodes 499 amino acids. The transcript has 9 exons. Lineage: Eukaryota; Metazoa; Arthropoda; Insecta; Hymenoptera; Apidae.